AUUGCUGCCUCCACAAUUCAUCCUGUUUUUGAGUGUCUGGGGAAUUAGCACUUUGAAUGCGCUGAGGCCCAGAAGGAGCCCCAUAUUGAGCCCACCAUGCGUCUUUCUCCGUCAUGGUAUCAGUUCCUGGUCGGCGUUUUCGCCUCCCUAGGAUCGUUUCUUUAUGGAUAUGAUCUGGGUGUUAUCGCCGAGGUCAUUGCCAGUCACUCCUUCACCUCGAAAUUCGAGGCAAAUUCGACCGAGACUGGAUUGGUAGUGUCCUUGUUCACUGCCGGCGCAUUCUUUGGCGCCGCUUUCGCUGGUCCUUCCGGUGACAUGCUGGGGCGACGAUGGACCAUCUCGCUCGGCUGUGUCAUUUUUGUCCUUGGUGGAGGCCUCCAGACUGGAGCCCAAACAGUGGACUAUUUAUACAGUGGGAGAUUCUUGGCCGGUCUAGGUGUCGGUUUCCUUACCAUGAUUAUCCCCCUAUACCAGGCCGAAAUUUGCCAUCCCGACAUUCGAGGCCGAGUCACAGCGCUGCAGCAGUUCAUGCUGGGAGUGGGCUCACUAUGCGCUGCCUGGAUUUCGUACGGUACCUAUAUCGGGUUCGCCCCUACCAACAACGCUCAGUGGCAGGUACCUCUUGGUUUGCAAAUCGUGCCGGCCGUGUUUCUAGGUAUUUUGAUCAUGUUCUUCCCCGAGUCGCCUCGUUGGCUCAUUGACCACGGACACCACGAGAAAGGACUUAAAACCCUGGCGAAGCUUCACGCCCACGGAGAUGAAAACGACCCUUGGGUCCGUGCGGAAUAUAACCAGAUCCAGGAGGCCGUCACGUUCGAGCACGAACAUGAAGCGAAAUCAUACCUCGAGCUUUUCACAUCACGGUCGUCCUUCCGUCGGCUUUUCCUCUGCUGCGCGCUGCAGGCCUCGGUGCAGAUGACUGGUGUGUCGGCUAUCCAAUACUAUUCGGUGGAUAUUUACGGGCAAAUCGGCAUCAAGGGCGACGAAACUCUGCGCUACCAGGCCAUCAACUCGAUCAUUGCCUUGGUUGCUCAGUUUCUAUGUAUGAUGUUCAUCGAUCGUUUCGGUCGUCGCUGGACUCUGAUCUCAGGAAACCUGGGUAACAUGGUCACUUUCAUCAUUGCCUGCAUUCUGCUCGCCAAAUUCCCUCCCGAGGUCAACAACACCGGAGCUCACUGGGGCUUUAUUAUCAUGACCUGGCUGUACAACUUCUCGUUCUCGUGCACUUGCGGUCCUCUGUCAUGGAUUAUCCCGGCCGAAGUGUUUGACACACGAACCCGAUCCAAGGGUGUUUCCCUGGCCACCAUGACCUCUUAUGCUUUCAACACCAUGAUCGGCCAGGUGACGCCCCUGGCCAUGGACACCAUUAAAUACCAAUACUACUUCGUUUUCAUCAUCUGCAAUUUCACCAAUGCGGUUUUCUUCUGGCUUCUGCUGCCGGAAACCAAGAAGUUGCCUUUGGAAGAGAUGAACUAUCUGUUCACCAACUCGCCCUGGAUUGUGCCGGGAACCAAGAAGGAGGAUUACCUGCCACACGACUUGGAGCGCAAGGUGGUAGAGCAAGAGGAAAAGCAAGAAGCCUAUGUGACCCACAAAGAAUGAAGGAGAUGGCGAAUGGCAUGACAGAAAGAGCAAGUUGGCGGAUGAGCGUGUGGUGUUUGCGGCGAGUAAUUGGCAGUCCCUCUCAACUGAGCCGCCGGACGCAUGGAAGACCUGAGAGAUCAGGCUCUCAAACAGUCACAACGACCGUUCUGAGAUUUUGAAUUGGUGCAAUAUUGUCCACUCUAAUACCUGUGUAUGAAGUCCAAGCAUAUUUAUGACUUGAGGAAAAGAUCAAUUCUAGACGG
Aspergillus steynii IBT 23096 is the source of this 1847-nucleotide messenger RNA. RefSeq names its product sugar porter family MFS transporter. Gene Ontology annotation, cellular component: membrane. The record is from RefSeq and is a predicted model, not a curated record. The transcript has 7 exons. The coding region runs from base 97 to 1602 and encodes 501 amino acids. Gene Ontology annotation, biological process: carbohydrate transport; transmembrane transport. Gene Ontology annotation, molecular function: carbohydrate:proton symporter activity. Lineage: Eukaryota; Fungi; Ascomycota; Eurotiomycetes; Eurotiales; Aspergillaceae.